This is a messenger RNA of Erinaceus europaeus (western European hedgehog), 1368 nucleotides long. RefSeq names its product selenoprotein V (gene SELENOV). Gene Ontology annotation, biological process: response to selenium ion. The record is from RefSeq and is a predicted model, not a curated record. NCBI's taxonomy places the organism in Eukaryota, Metazoa, Chordata, Mammalia, Eulipotyphla, Erinaceidae. Gene Ontology annotation, cellular component: cytosol. The transcript has 6 exons.
AUGAACAACAAGGCGCGGGCCCCAGCCCCCGCCCCGGCCCGGGCCUCGGUGCCGAGCCGGAAUUCGAUCCCUGGCCGGGGCUUGAUGCGGGGUAGGGCCCCGACCCAGACCCAGACCCAGACCAUCACUCCGGCCGGGAUUCCCACCAGGGCUCCAGCCCAGACCCCAGCUACGGUCCAGACCCGGGCUCGGCUCCAGACCCCGACUCCGGUCCAGAACCUGAAUCGGAUCCAGGCUCCAAAUCUGCCUCAGACCACGAGUCCCGCCCAACACCCAGCUCAACUCCAGACCCCUAAUACGGCCCGGACCCCGAAUUCCAUCCAAACCCCGACUCUAAUCCAAACCCCACCUCGAUUCCAGACCCCGAAUCCGGUCCACACUCCAUCUCGAUUCCAGACCCCGAAUUCGGUCCACACCCCAUCUCGAUUCCAGACCCCGAAUUCGGUCCACACCCCAUCUCGAUUCCAGACCCCGAAUUCGGUCCACACCCCGACUUCUAUUCAAACCCAGACUCACAUCCAAACCCCAGCUCUAUUCCAGAUCCCAAAUGCGACCCGGACCCCGGCUCCGAUCCGGACCUCGAUUCCGGCCAAGCCCCCAACCCUGGUCGAGGGUCCACAUGCAACCUCACCCAGGGUCUCGGUGCAGAGUCCGGCCUCUGACUCUGUUCGGGAGCCGGCCCCGAACUCGGGCCUCCCGGCGGCUUCGCCCCCAGGCCCCGCCCGGGAGCCCCCCGAGCUGCCCCAGGUCGCCCCCGCGCAGAAGCCGGGCGGGAGGGGAGCACCGAAGCUCAGCCCCGAGCCGCCGGCCGCGUUCGCUCCUUCCGACACGGAGCUGCUGAGCUCGGCGGUGGGCGCCGCCUCGCCCCUCACUCCGGUGGUGGAUCCCACUCUGGGGCCCAGACCCGUCCUGGGGCCCGCCCCGGCGGUCAUCAGCUUACCGAUAUCAACCAGCGUCUCGCCCUCCACCAGUGAGCACUUACUGUUGGAAGACAGGAUCUUGAUCCAAGUGAUCUACUGUGGCCUCUGAAGCUAUGGCCUUCGGUACAUUCUUCUGAGGAAGAACCUGGAGCAGCUGUUUCCAGAUCUUCUACUAUUUGAGGAAGAAAUAACAGCCCAGGGCACAGGGGAAUUUGAAGUGUUUGUAGAUGGGAAUCUGGUCCAUUCGAAGAAGAAAGGUGAUGGCUUUUUGGAUGAGCUCAAGAUGCAGAAAAUUGUGGAUGCUAUCAAUGAGGUGAUCAGGCAAAGGAACCUCAGCAAAUGAUGGGAAGGGCUGAAAUGUUGUGAAAUCAGGUCCUUUUCUGAUGGUGGCUGGGGCUGGUGGGGUUGGGAGGAGUGAAGAGAGAAAUACAGAAUUUGCCUCCCUGUU